AUGCGCAGUGGGGGAGCGCGGGGCGCCCAGACGGACGGCGCGACUCCGCUGCCUGUGGUGGAGCGACGGCGAGGACAGCCAGCUGGACACGCUCCUGACGGCCACGUGGAAGCCGAGGCCAUGGCGGACGACGGCCUGGGCGCGGCGUGGAAGCUGUGGCGGCGGCGCCGCUACCUGGUGGCUCUGUUGGCCUUCCUGGGCUUCUUCAACGUGUACGCCCUGCGCGUCAACCUCAGCGUGGCCAUCGUCUCCAUGACGUCCAACAGGACCGACGGCCCCAACAUAAUACUGCCCGGGGGCUGGCUGGCCGGGCGGCUGGGCGGGGCGCGCGUGUACGGCGGCGGGCUGCUGGCCACCGCCCUCCUCACCCUCGUCACGCCGCCCGUGACGCGCGCGGGCGGCGCCCCCUGGCUGCUGGCGCUGCGCGUCGUCGAGGGGCUCUUCGAG
Messenger RNA from Gryllus bimaculatus (two-spotted cricket), 447 nucleotides. The record is from the annotation of a GenBank genome assembly. NCBI's taxonomy places the organism in Eukaryota, Metazoa, Arthropoda, Insecta, Orthoptera, Gryllidae.